GGGCUGGGGCUGGAGGAUGGCGACACUGCAGGGCUGGGGCUGGAGAAAGGCGACACUGCAGGGCUGGGGCUGGUGGAAGGCGACCCAGUGGGGCUGGGGCUGGAGGAUGGCGACACUGCAGGGCUGGGGCUGGAGAAAGGCGACACUGCAGGGCUGGGGCUGGUGGAAGGCGACCCAGUGGGGCUGGGGCUGGAGGAAGGCGACACUGCAGGGCUGGGGCUGGAGGAUGGCGACACUGCAGGGCUGGGGCUGGAGGAUGGCGACACUGCAGGGCUGGGGCUGGAGAAAGGCGACACUGCAGGGCUGGGGCUGGUGGAAGGCGACCCAGUGGGGCUGGGGCUGGAGGAUGGCGACACUGCAGGGCUGGGGCUGGAGGAAGGCGACACUGCAGGGCUGGGGCUGGUGGAAGGCGACCCAGUGGGGCUGGUGGAAGGCGACCCAGUGGGGCUGGUGGAAGGCGACCCCGAAGGGCUGGUGGACGGCGAGCCUGAAGGACUAGUGGACGGUGAGCUGGCAGGGCUCGGAGAGGGACUAGGGGAUGCCACAGGGCUAGGGGACCCUCCUGGACUGGGCACGCCGCCAGGCGAA
Molecule: messenger RNA, 588 nt
Organism: Auxenochlorella protothecoides
Lineage: Eukaryota; Viridiplantae; Chlorophyta; Trebouxiophyceae; Chlorellales; Chlorellaceae
Exons: 1
Source: RefSeq, a predicted model, not a curated record